Molecule: messenger RNA, 1134 nt
Organism: Guillardia theta CCMP2712
Lineage: Eukaryota; Cryptophyceae; Pyrenomonadales; Geminigeraceae
Exons: 8
Coding region: 1-1134 (377 amino acids)
Source: RefSeq, a predicted model, not a curated record
AUGGCUCGCCCUCACCAGCGUCUUGAACAUGAAGCCAUGCUGGACGAGCCCGAGCUUCGAGAGCUCUUCGUUGAGGGUAGAAACCUUCGCUCGGAGCUGACUAGCAUGAAAUCCAUCCGUGCCGAUAGGCAGGCCGCCAAGUGUAAUCCCGCCAGUGACGACCUCGAAGUGAAGAAGUUGAAUCUUGAGACGUUGAUGCCAGGAGGGGAUGUAAACUUUCGUAAACUUUUUUGGCAACAUCCUCAUCAUCACCGCGAGCGUGAAGGGGCAGGAGCGCUGACGCGGAAUAAGAAGAUCCGGCAUCCGGCCAAGAAGGACCCCUUGGAGGAUAUGUUUGCAGUAGAGCUUCAAAGCUGCAGGAUGACUAGAAAGGGGCUAGUGGUGUCGAGGAUGUCAGUCAAAUCCACCUGCAGUACUGCAAGCGCUUGCUGGGUCGCGGCGGAGGAGCAGGCUCAGACUCCUGAGACGAUUGGCCGGACUGCCGCUGCUCCCUCGGCCUGCGCGGUUGUGGUCGCUGCUGUGGUGGUUGCUGGUGUUGCUGCUGCUGCUGCUGCUGACGCGGACGCUGCUGCUGACGCUGGCGUUGCUGCUGCUGCUGCUGCUGCUGUUGCUGCUGCUGCUGACGCGGGUGCUGCGGCUGCGGCUGCUGCUGCUGCGGUUGCUGCUGGUGGCGGUGGUGUUGCGGCUGCGGCUGCGGCUGCGGCUGCGGCUGCGGCGGCUGCGGAUGUGGCUGCCGCCGCCGUUGCUGUUUCUGCCGUUGCCGCCGCGGGGCGGUUGCAGCUGCUCGGACUCCUGCAGCUGCUGCUGUGGGAGGGACGAGGGCUGCAGGUGCCGAGGCAGAUAGCGCUUGAAAAGAGCUUUCCAUUCACCCUUCAAGAAACGUCGGCACUGGCGCUUGAUAAGCGCGUCCUUGGUAGGACCAUUGGCAGCCUUGGGUACGGGAAGCAGAUCAUAUCGAUCGAUGAAUUGCAGCAAAGACACAAGACAAGUCAGCCAAAGCUCUGCAGUCUCACCAAAGAGAGGAAGACUCGGAGGUUGGACAUCAACCACUGCAAGCCCUCCGGCCAAUCUGAGGUGGCCAUAGGGCCCCCGAAGAGGGACGGCGGAGAGUCAGCGCCUGCAGCUGGAGACUGA